Phoenix dactylifera (date palm) is the source of this 372-nucleotide messenger RNA. The record is from RefSeq and is a predicted model, not a curated record. Lineage: Eukaryota; Viridiplantae; Streptophyta; Magnoliopsida; Arecales; Arecaceae.
AUGGGAACCCGGCCGACUCGCUGCCCUCCUCCUCCCUCUCGGACGACGACAAGCGGCUGCGCCCACACGGCCGCCGAGUGCGCCGCCGCCUCCUGCGUGCUGUGCCUCUGCUGCCCGCUAUCGGUCCUCUGGUGCUGCGUCAAGCUCCCCCUCAAGCUCGCCUUCCAAGCCGCCCGCCGCCUCUCCCACUCCUCCGCCUGCUGCCGCGGCGGCGGCGGAGGAGGAGGACCCGGCCACCGCCUCGCCUCCUCCUCCUCCUCCUUCUCCGACAUCGAUUUCGACGCCGAUCAGCCGCUGCCUGAACGACGAUCCGGAUGCCCGAGGGUUAAUCUCUCCUCGCGGCGGAGGAGGAACUCCUCGUCGAAAUCCUAA